Messenger RNA from Merops nubicus (carmine bee-eater), 1298 nucleotides. RefSeq names its product protein interacting with PRKCA 1 (gene PICK1). Gene Ontology annotation, biological process: receptor clustering; positive regulation of receptor internalization; intracellular protein transport. The record is from RefSeq and is a predicted model, not a curated record. Lineage: Eukaryota; Metazoa; Chordata; Aves; Coraciiformes; Meropidae. Gene Ontology annotation, molecular function: protein kinase C binding; phospholipid binding; protein domain specific binding. Gene Ontology annotation, cellular component: postsynaptic density; neuron projection; synaptic vesicle. The transcript is spliced from 12 exons. Bases 17 to 1252 code for a protein of 411 amino acids.
CCAGAUCAGAGUAAAUAUGUUUGCAGAUUUGGACUAUGAUGUGGAGGAAGAUAAGAUGGGGAUCCCCACUGUACCUGGCACAGUGACCCUGAAAAAGGACUCUCAGAACCUGAUUGGGAUCAGCAUUGGGGGAGGAGCACAGUACUGCCCCUGCCUCUACAUUGUCCAGGUGUUUGAUAACACUCCAGCAGCCUUAGAUGGCACCGUGGCAGCUGGGGAUGAAAUCACAGGAGUGAAUGGGAAGUCUGUCAAAGGGAAGACCAAAGUGGAGGUGGCCAAGAUGAUACAGAUGGUAAAGGGAGAAGUGACCAUACACUACAACAAGCUUCAGGCUGACCCAAAGCAGGGCAAGUCUCUGGAUAUUGUAUUGAAGAAGGUCAAGCAUCGACUGGUAGAAAACAUGAGCUCAGGGACAGCAGAUGCCCUGGGGCUGAGCAGAGCCAUACUUUGCAAUGAUGGACUGGUGAAGAGACUGGAGGAGCUGGAGAGGACUGCAGAGUUAUACAAAGGCUUAACAGAGCACACCAGGAGUCUUCUCAGAGCUUUCUUUGAGCUAUCCCAGACACACAGAGCAUUUGGAGAUGUUUUCUCUGUCAUUGGAGUGAGGGAGCCCCAGCCAGCUGCCAGUGAAGCCUUUGUGAAGUUCGCCGACGCCCAUCGCAGCAUCGAGAAGUUUGGGAUUCACCUCCUGAAAACUAUCAAGCCAAUGCUUACUGACCUGAAUACAUAUCUGAACAAAGCCAUUCCUGACACGAGGCUGACCAUCAAAAAAUACCUGGAUGUCAAGUUUGAAUAUUUGUCUUACUGCCUGAAAGUCAAAGAGAUGGACGACGAGGAGUACAGCUGCAUUGCUCUGGGUGAACCCCUCUACAGGGUCAGCACUGGGAACUACGAGUACCGGCUCGUGCUGCGCUGCCGGCAGGAGGCUCGCACGCGCUUCGCCAAGAUGAGGAAAGAUGUGCUAGAGAAAAUAGAGCUCCUGGACCAGAAACACGUGCAGGACAUCGUGUUCCAGCUCCAGCGUUUUGUCUCCACCAUGUCCAAAUACUAUGAUGACUGCUACGCCGUGCUCCGAGGUGCCGAUGUCUUCCCCAUCGAGGUGGACCUCGCCCGCACCACGCUCAGCUAUGGGCAGAAGGACAUGUACACAGAGGGGGCAGAAGAAGAAGAAGAAGAAGGAGGAGGAGGGAGUGAGAGAGAGGGUAGUGGGAAGGAGAAUGCAGAUAGUGUGAAGCUCAUUGAUGAUGCCUGAGGAGAGACUUUGCAGACUGUUAUAAAAACUUGUAUUUUACUUGGCA